Molecule: messenger RNA, 1086 nt
Organism: Perkinsus marinus ATCC 50983
Lineage: Eukaryota; Perkinsozoa; Perkinsida; Perkinsidae
Product: calcium-dependent protein kinase, putative
Exons: 11
Coding region: 1-1086 (361 amino acids)
Biological process (GO): protein phosphorylation
Molecular function (GO): protein kinase activity; ATP binding
Source: RefSeq, a predicted model, not a curated record
AUGCUAGCAAUCGCCUCCUACCUUGGUCGUGGUGCCAUCAAGGCUUUAGUGGCGGUGGAUGCCCGGCUACGGGAUUACCUCAUCCCUGAGUUGCCCCCUGCUGCACCUCGGGGGAGUGGACCUAGUGAUGCACUAGUCCGCUCAGGUCGUCGUCUGCCUAUUAUGACCAAGGGGGACAUGAGAGAGCACUUGGUAGCAAAUGUGAUGAAAGCUUCCGCAUCUCGCUGUUUGACCUCACCCAAGGCGGCCUCCUCGUUACCCCAGGAGCUGCUGGACUCGGGCUUCGAGCUCGCUGAGGAGGCAAGGCCUCAACUAGGGGAAGGUAGUUUUGCCAGAGUGUCCCUAGUAGUACGAAAGGACAAGUUCUAUGCCUUGAAGACGGUCACCAAGGGUCCACUUGAGGCUAGGAAUAUGGCCGAGCAUGUGAGAGCAUCAAUGAAACGUGAAGUUAGUCUCCAUUCCCGGAUGUGCACUCACCCCAACAUCGUAGCUCUCCACGACUAUUUUGAAGAUUCCAGGCGAAUUUACAUGCUGCUCGAAUGGUGUCCUUUUGGAUCGCUCUCGGGUGCCCUGGCCACCUUGGCUGUCGAUUCUGCUGUUAAGACGUUACCCCUGAGUAUCACGGCGCGGUCAUUGCUGAGGUAUUUACACGAUAAUGGUGUGAUCCAUCGGGAUAUCAAACCGGACAAUAUCCUCAUAUCAAAUCUAACACCAGGGGACAUACAAAUUCGACUUACCGACUUCGGUUGGAGUUGUCUCGAGAACGAUACCACUCAGAUUUACUCGAAGUGUGGUACGCCAGGUUUUGCCGCUCCUGAGGUCUUUGCCGGGCGGCAGCAGACCCCCGCUAGUGACAUAUGGAGCAUAGGAGCUGUAUUACGGAGUGUCUGUGGACCGGUUGAAACCUAUACGCGGUUCGAUCCUCGUUUACACGAUCUCAAUCAGAAACUCUCCCGAGUGGACCCACAGAACCGUCCCUCAGCAGAGGCAAUAGGCAGAGCCACACGGGGUCAGCAGAGGUUCACCGACAAUCAUAGGCCUGAGGUCACCCGUAUUGUCCCCGAGGUCACCUCAUUUGCACACUAG